Phaeoacremonium minimum UCRPA7 is the source of this 1350-nucleotide messenger RNA. RefSeq lists its product as hypothetical. The record is from RefSeq and is a predicted model, not a curated record. NCBI's taxonomy places the organism in Eukaryota, Fungi, Ascomycota, Sordariomycetes, Togniniales, Togniniaceae. The transcript is spliced from 2 exons. Bases 1 to 1350 code for a protein of 449 amino acids.
AUGCCUCAAACUCGCAGCUCUACUAAGAGAGGCAUCGCGCAAGUCAGCGCCGACGGUGCCAUAGAGGAUCCAAAUGACCGUGGCGAGCAGCUUGCAAAGCCAGGCCUGCAAGUCUCCGAUGAUAGCUGUUCUAUUGAGUCUCCAGACGAGAAUCGUCCCUCAAGCUCCACGGAUGAGGACCGAGGAGAACUAUGUGUACCAGUAGGAAUCACUGGCCAUGAAGUCCCUCGGGAGGUGCUCGUGGACAGACUCGUUGGAUGGCAGAAUAAGUACGGCACGGCGGUGGGUUGGUUUGAGGAUAAGAUCCAAUACAAUGUGAAAAAUUUGAAGCAUUUCCUCAACAUCUUCUACGAGUCUGGUAAUUCAGAUCAAUAUAGCAUGUUGAAGGCAUACGAAGCUCUCAACGACGAAUGUCGGUACACGGCUUGCCACGGCUUCUGCCAUGUCACUUGGUCAAGUUUGCGGCCGGACGAGCAGGACAAACUCAGGGGUUGGGCACCCAACGCCGAGCAACUCAUGGUCAGCAGCACUGGCAGAGAAGCCCUCUUCACUGCAUGGAUAUGGCACAUCCUUGUCGACAAGGUCUUCUCCGCAGAUCCCUCCACCAAAUGGGAAGCGGCCAACGACACACGUCCAAGGGCAGCGGCCUGGCACCAUGUGGCCCAGGCUAUGAGCAUCUUGCAAAAAUUUGAUUGCCAAGAAUGGGACGCCGAGCCGAAUGGCGGGUUCGCCACAAAGUAUCACAUAUGGAGGGCGCUGUCUGCGGAGCUCUCGCGCAGGGCGUCCGGCGAAGCGGGGACACUGCCACGUGAAUACGGAGCACAGCUCAUCAAGGACGAGCUGGGCCAUCUGAUGGAUACUGAGAAGGUCGCAUUAACAUUGGAGCACUUGAGCGACAGUGCUACGAACCUUGACUUCUUGCUGAUGAGCCGUUCGGUCAAGACGGAGUUCAGGUGGCAUAGAAAGCAAGACCCGCCUACCGGAUUCCGAUUCACAAAGGCCCUCGACGAAGGCGAGUAUUACAAGCCCAUGCUUGAGAAUGUGCUGCACUUGACGUUCAGCCUGGAACCGGACCCCGAUUUCGAAGGCGCACCGGUUGAGCUCGUCAGUAGCCCUGGCAUUGCAUCCAUAGGAAGGCACUUUCAAGAACCGUGGAACCACACCAGGUGGGACCAGUGUUCUUGGCUUGCCCCAAUGACGACGGUCGUCGGGAACAUUCCCGGCCCAGAUCCGGUAUAUAAACCACCGACCGAAGCCGAACUGAAGCGGAGCCUUGACUUUAUGGCGAAGUUCAUCGGAGAACGGCCCAAAUCCAUAUUCGACAAGCCUAAACCACCGGGCGGUGUUUGA